CCCUCCGCCACGCCCACUCAGUUGACACGUGUGUUUCAUAGCAGCAUGGCUUCAUCGGCUAAAAGACGAGCAGUAGGUUUGGGUGAAAAUCCCGAGGACAAUGAAAACAGCUCAGACGAGAAUCCAGAGGAGGAUGAGGGCUCCGGGGAGGAGGACAGUGAGGCAUCAGAGGAGGAAAUCAAUGAGGAGGUCGUUGUGGAUUUUGAAGCACACACCAUUUCACACAACGACUUCAACGGCGUAAAGAAACUGCUGCAACAGGUCUUCCUGAAGGCUCAUGUAAAUACAUCAGAGAUGACAGACAUCAUCAUCCAGCAGAAUCAUGUUGGGAGUGUCAUCAAGCAAGCAGAGGUGCCAGAAGACAGUGAUGAUGAUGAUCCAGAUGAAGUGUUCGGGUUCAUCACAAUGCUCAAUCUUACAGAGAGAAAGGGUGUACAGUGCGUGGAGGAUGUGAAGGAGCUGAUUGUGGAUCAGUGUGAGAAGAACGCCACUCAUAGUGUGACAGAACAGCUCGAGCAGAUCCUCAAUGACACCAGCAAACCUGUGGGGCUGCUGCUGAGCGAGCGAUUCAUCAAUGUACCUCCACAGAUUGCCCUUCCACUUCACAAACAGCUCCAGGAAGAAAUAGCUGAAGCUCAGAGGACAAAUAAGCCCAGUGGGAGGUGUCACUACUGCCUCAUGAUCAGCAAGACCUGCAAGGAGGCAACCAAGACAAUCCCAGCCAGAGGAGGAGCUCCCAAAGAGGAGUACAUGUUUGUCAAUGCAGAAGAGGAAUUCUUUUAUGAGCAAGCCAUCAUGAAGUUCCACUACUCAGUCCAGGAAGAGGCAGACUCCUGUUUGAGCGGCAGGUGGUCAUUUGACGACGUCCCCAUGAAGCCUUUCAGGACAGUGAUGCUGAUCCCCACAGACAGAAUGCCCGCCAUUAUGGACAAACUCAAAGAAUAUCUAACUGUGUGAACCUCGUAAUAAACAGAGACACCUGUACACACGUUGAAGAGUCCGAGGAUCAUGGAAAUCCUUCAAAUUACUCUACAGUUGGUCUAAGAGAAAAUGUUUCGGUACCAUCCGCAACAGCAGUACGUAGGGCUGUAGUCAACCAAAAAUGUACCCACUUGUCAACCAAUUGAUGAGUUUCUCCUAUGAAAGUAACACUGAUGAUUAAGUAAUGAGAAUUUGUUUGGAUGAGUGCUAAUCAACCAACUAAUUGAGCAGAUGACUUGGAGACUACAGCUCCAGUGGUGCUGUAAAUGUGACAUUUAGCAUGCAUCCCUUUUUUAGCCACGACUCCCGGGUCACUUCAGACAACGAAGAAGUAGAUCACAACAUACUGUACGAUUGGCAACUGUUCCAGAAUGUUACUAUGUAUAGAAAUAUAGCAUUAUGAAUCAGUUUCUACAGAUACUUUUACAUUAAGUUGUAAAAAUCAGUGAUUUAAAUUUCCACUUUGGGCAAAACGAGGUGGGAAUGUCAUUUUGGAUUUUUCAAAUGCAACCUUCACCUUAAAAGUAGAUUUUCCUUGAUAUCACUGUUGACAUUUAUUUUCAUAAACGUGUACAAAACUGCAGCUAUAAAGGAGUAAUAAAGUAAUAAUAGUUACUUGUUAUAAAAGAAGCAAAUUCUUGAAUAAUUGCUGAAGCACCAUUCUCCCAGGCAGCUUCCACUUUCCUUACAAGAAUUUGUCAUUUUCUUGCAGUGAUUUUUUAAUAAAUUAUCCCUGUGCAUGCUUUCA
Molecule: messenger RNA, 1729 nt
Organism: Acanthochromis polyacanthus (spiny chromis)
Lineage: Eukaryota; Metazoa; Chordata; Actinopteri; Pomacentridae
Gene: bccip
Product: BRCA2 and CDKN1A interacting protein
Exons: 7
Coding region: 46-957 (303 amino acids)
Cellular component (GO): nucleus
Source: RefSeq, a predicted model, not a curated record